This is a messenger RNA of Clunio marinus, 1613 nucleotides long. The record is from the annotation of a GenBank genome assembly. NCBI's taxonomy places the organism in Eukaryota, Metazoa, Arthropoda, Insecta, Diptera, Chironomidae.
GCUUCGGAGAACUCGAAUGGAAUAGUCGCGAAAUGAUAUGCGCAAGAAAGUGAGCGUAUAAAAUAAAGUUUGGAUAUUUGGCAAACAGUGAAGAAGUGACUUUAAAAAAUAUUCAAAAAUAAAAUUAAAAUUCAUAACAAGAUUACAAAUGUGUAAACAUGUAGAACUUCGUUAAUGAACUGGAAACAUACAUAAUUGGCGAAAUAUAAAAACAAUAAAAAUUUGUAAUAAUUUAAAGUGCACGCUAAAGCUGUAAAUUUAAACAAAGUGAAAAGAUUAUCAUUGAGGAAGUUUAAACACGAAUCGAAACUGUGUACAUGAAAUUACUAAUCAGGUUAAGUCAUCCACAAAAAUUGAGGAAGAAAAGAGAAAUAAUUGAGUACAAAAGAAAUUAAUUUGUCAACGCAACGACGAUUGGAAAUUUGUGUUCAAUUUCUUAAGAUAUUCAGUCAAAGUGUUAAAAAAGAUAAAAUGUCGUCACAACCAACGAAACAACGUCUUAAGAAAUUUAUCUUCGUCUUGAUAAGCGCAUUGUUUACCGUGUUAACAUCGAAGACAGCGAAUUGCAAGCCCACUUUACCAUUUUCAUUGCCACCUGCUUUUCAGUUCAGUUUACCGAAAUUUCCAACAUUUCAAGAGAUUAUCGAGAAGAGACAAAUUGAAGCGAUGAAAACUUACAGUGGUCGUCGAUUAGCAGUCGAUUCACUUCGAAUGAUUUAUUUCAACGAUCAAACGAUAGCAAUUGUGGAAUUGGGACCAGAGAAGCUUCUUCUCAGCUGUGAGCUCAUUGAAAUCUAUGAUGAUGAAGAGGGAGCAGUUCUGCUUCGUAAAUUAUCGAGAAUUAAUCAACCUAUGGAAAUUAAUUUCUACGACAUGUUGAAACUUAUGCAACAAUGCAAUCAAGUGGAGAAGAAUCAAGAUGCAUCGAACAGAAAAGCUCAAAGAUUCGCAGCUUUAUAUAAGAGAAAUGGUGAACGAGACAUUAUUGUAAGUCAAGCACAGACAAGUUCAAACAAUGCUGAUGAUGAAACUCGUGGAGUUCUUGCUGGAAAUCCUUUCUCAGUGUUCAGUGGAGUUUUUCCAGGAACUAAAUGGUGUGGAACUGGUGACAUAGCCAAGAAUUUUCAUGAUCUUGGAACGGAGAAAAACAUGGACCGUUGUUGCCGUGAUCACGAUAUUUGCCCAGUGAAAGUUCGUGCUUAUCAGUCACGAUAUAAUCUUACCAAUAAUUCUAUUUACACAAAAUCUCACUGCGUUUGUGACGAUCUUCUCUACGAAUGCCUUAAAAAAACUAACACAUCAGCAUCUCAAGUCAUGGGUUCAAUUUACUUCAAUCUGGUUCAAGUUCCUUGCAUUGCUGAAGGUCCAGAUGGAAGAAUGACAUUCCGUAAUGCCCGAGAUGGGUUUUGAGAUUGUUAAGGCACGACAUUCUUUUUUCCUUGCUAGUAGUUUCUUGUGUAUAUAAUAAGCAAAGCAGAAAUUGACAUUAUGUACUUUUAAUUAAUUUAUUUUAAAUUUGUCGUAGACGAUAAACAGACAGAAAAUGUUUGAAUGUGAUGAAAACAACUUUUAAGUUUAUGAAAUAAAAUUAUUUUCAAGUUUUAGUCGUUAAA